CCCGCCAUGCCACCUUUAACAGCUGUGUGGAAAAGGCGAUUUCUACUGAGGCAGCUUAUCAUGCAAGCGACACCUGAUAAAAAUCCCUCUUCUACACAAGGGUCAGCCUAGUCCUCUUUUUUCCAUCUGGCCACCCCACUCCUAGGGCAUGAUGAGGUGCCGCUGUCAAGUUUCCCUUUCCCAGCUAAGAUGGAAUAUGCCUCCAUGCAUAGACCUUUGUAUGAGACAACCCAGCAUUUUUAAAUCUUCCAAUUUGGAAGUUUUACCAAAGCUAGCCAACAAUGAAGCAACUUGUGGCCCACUUCAGACAUUUACAGAAGAGGAGAUCAUGACCAAAGAAAUGGUGAAAAAGUUUGCUCAAGAGCGAGUUCUACCGUUAGUACAGAAAAUGGAUGCUGAUGCAAAAUUGGAUGAUUCUGUAAUACAAGGACUAUUUGAACAAGGGUUGAUGAGCAUUGAGCUUGAUUCAGAAUAUGGAGGAACUGGAUCUUCUUUUUUUUCCACCAUUCUUGUGGUUGAGGAGUUAGCCAAGGUUGAUCCAUCUGUAUCACUAGUGUGUGAACUCCAGAAUACAUUAACUAAUAAAUUGUUUACGACAUAUGGCACAGAAGAACAAAAGCAAACCUAUUUGCCUAGGUUGGCAAAAGACUUGGUGGGUAGUUUCUGCCUCUCAGAGCCUGGUUCUGGAAGUGAUGCGUUUUCCCUGAAGACUCGUGCUGAAAAGAAGGGGGACUACUAUAUCAUCAAUGGGUCAAAGAUGUGGAUUAGCUUUGCUGAACAUGCAGGAGUGUUUUUGGUGAUGGCAAAUGCAAAUCCUUCUGCAGGUUACAGAGGAAUUACCUGUUUCAUAGUAGACCGUAACACAGAGGGCCUACAUGUAGGAAAGAAGGAGGAUAAACUGGGAAUUAGAGCAACAUCUACAUGUCCUGUGACAUUUGAAAAUGUAAAGGUUCCAGAGACCAAUAUACUGGGACAGGUUGGACAGGGUUAUAAGUAUGCCAUUGGAAUGCUCAAUACAGGAAGAAUAGGGAUAGCUGCACAGAUGCUGGGAUUAGCACAAGGAUGUUUUGACCACACUAUCCCAUAUACAAAGGAGAGAUCCCAAUUUGGAAAAAGCAUAUUUGAUUUUCAGGGAAUGCAACAUCAGAUUGCUCAGGUAGCCAUACAGCUAGAAGCUGCAAGAUUGCUCACCUAUAAUGCAGCUCGACUUGCAGAAACUGGAAAGACCUUUAUAAAAGAGGCAAGCAUGGCCAAGUAUUAUGCAGCAGAGGUUGCAACUCUAACAACAAGUAAAUGUAUUGAAUGGAUGGGUGGAGUUGGCUUCACAAAAGAUUAUCCUAUUGAAAAAUAUUACAGAGAUUGCAAAAUUGGUACCAUAUAUGAAGGAACGUCAAAUAUCCAGUUAAAUACAAUUGCAAAAUGUAUUGCUGAAGAAUACUGAAAUUCAAGAGAUUUAAUUACUGUUGCAGUAAUUACAUCACAGAAAGUUAAAAGCAACUUGCCUUACUGUUGGGAUUAUGGGUUACUUCUUCAUUUCCACUUUUUAAGACAAAAUAAGCCAAGUGGUAGUAAUUUCAAAAGUGUACGACUUCCUGUGCAAGAUUUCAGUAUGUGACCAGAAUGUUAUGCAUCAAUAAUGUACUACAACAAUUUAAAUUUUUACCACUAUAAUGAAACAGGAGGUUAAAAUCGACCUGCUUUUGUAUCCAUGUGCUGGGGAUUGUAGAACUGACAUCAGUUGAUUCUGAACUAAUGUAAUAUAUCAAGGCUGCUCUUCUUUACCACAUGAUCUUUUUAAACCUUUGCAUCUGCUUCAAUUUUGGAUGCUUAUCAAGAGAAAUGUACAAAGAUGGAACUGUGAAAAAGAAUUAAGUAGCGAAUCAAAUAUCCAAGAAAUCUCAGAAAUGUAUUCAAACAAGGGUGAUGACCCUGAACAUAUGAGAGAGCUUUAAUGAAGUGGUAUUCAAAAUACUUUACAACCCUCACAUGUCAGUGGGCUACACUAGUGUAACUCAUCACUGCUUGAAAACAUUGACUAAAUGGGACAACAGUGGGCAAAAAUAA
Molecule: messenger RNA, 2064 nt
Organism: Rhineura floridana
Lineage: Eukaryota; Metazoa; Chordata; Lepidosauria; Squamata; Rhineuridae
Gene: ACADSB
Product: acyl-CoA dehydrogenase short/branched chain
Exons: 11
Coding region: 149-1441 (430 amino acids)
Cellular component (GO): mitochondrion
Molecular function (GO): flavin adenine dinucleotide binding; acyl-CoA dehydrogenase activity
Source: RefSeq, a predicted model, not a curated record